AUGUUGUUCAAAUCUGGUUUUUCAGUGGCAGCCACUACUAUUGCCUUCACUGUUUCUGCACUCCCAAUUUCCAGUAUCAUCGGUGAUGAUAGCACUCUCGUGGCCACAACAGUUUUUUCGCUGAAAGUUUCUUCUAGUCAUCCAGUGAUGGCUUCUAGCAUAUAUGGUGACUAUGUUUACACUGAUUCGGACUCAGCUUACUCACCAACUGGUAGUGAUGUCACUGACUCUUCUUAUCCAACCGAUACUGGCGACAAUACCGACUCUUACUAUCCAACUGACACUGAUAACACAUACUAUUCUGCUUACCCAACUGACUAUUCCUCCUCCUCAAAUGAAUGGGUCUCUUCUCCAAUGGACUUUGACAUUGACGAUUUAGGAAACGAUACCAGGGCCACCAACAUGAACAUGACCUCCUACUCUUCCAAUUCCUCGUCCACCACCACCACGGGGGCUGAUGAAUUGUACGAUUGGAUCAUUGAUUACUUGGCGUCUGAUUUGAGCAUUCUUAGUCUGUUCAUCGACAGAGCCAUGGAAAGACUUGAUUCGUACGGUAAUCUGACCAUUAAUAAUAAUAAUAAUAAUACUACCACUGGGGUUAACACUACUUAUUCUUCGGACUAUUUUGGGUACUACUAA
This is a messenger RNA of Saccharomycopsis crataegensis, 639 nucleotides long. RefSeq lists its product as uncharacterized. Bases 1 to 639 code for a protein of 212 amino acids. NCBI's taxonomy places the organism in Eukaryota, Fungi, Ascomycota, Saccharomycetes, Ascoideales, Saccharomycopsidaceae. The transcript has a single exon. The record is from RefSeq and is a predicted model, not a curated record.